Molecule: messenger RNA, 450 nt
Organism: Stylophora pistillata
Lineage: Eukaryota; Metazoa; Cnidaria; Anthozoa; Scleractinia; Pocilloporidae
Product: putative phytanoyl-CoA dioxygenase
Source: RefSeq, a predicted model, not a curated record
AUGUCCCCAAGAUAUAAGGCAAAUCUUCUUGACUUUAUUUUAAUUACCAAGAAAUAUCGCGGUCGAUUUUCCAGGAAUAUUGUCACCGCAGAACAAGUGACAGCAUUUCAAGAUCAGGGUGUUAUCUGCAUUCGAGGUGUUUUCGGAGAAUGGAUCGAAAAGUUGACGAAAGGUAUCGAGAGAAACUUAGCGAAUCCUGGGAAACUAAGCGAGUGGCUCAAAAGUGAAAACUCAGAGACAUACUAUUUUAAUGAUUUAUUGAACUGGAAAAAGAUUCCAGAGUUUAAGGAGUUUGUAUUUGAAUCACCAGCCUCGGAAAUAGCGGGAAAGUUAAUGGAUGCUCAGUUUGCUGUAUUUUAUCACGAGCACGUUUUCACCAAAGAUCCUGGAACAACUCGCACCACUCCUUGGCAUCAUGACCAGUCUUAUUUCCCCGUGGAUGGAUGGAAG